Molecule: messenger RNA, 510 nt
Organism: Portunus trituberculatus (swimming crab)
Lineage: Eukaryota; Metazoa; Arthropoda; Malacostraca; Decapoda; Portunidae
Product: integumentary mucin C.1-like
Exons: 5
Coding region: 1-510 (169 amino acids)
Source: RefSeq, a predicted model, not a curated record
AUGAACAACACAACAGUAACAUACAUCAAUACAUUCCACUGGUCAGCGCUUCCAUACAAACUCAAUUUCUCUGGUCUGUGUUGCUCUUGUUGCUUUCUUAAAACAACAACAACAACAACAACAACAACAACAACGACAACAACAACAACUACCACCACCACUACUACUACUACUACUACUACUACUACUACUGCAUUUGAAACUUUAUAUUACGUGCAUACACCUUGUUUACUCGCACCCUCAACACCUGCUGCACACCUGGCCAGCCACACCUGUUCCCGGCCACCUUCUCUUUUCCUCGCGUCUCCAGCCACGCCACGCCACACCUCUGUCUUUUCUUCUUCAUCCUCAUUUCCUUCUUCUUCUUCUUCUUCUUCUUCUUCUUCUUCUUCUUCUUCUUCUUCUUCUUCUUCUACUACUACUGCUACAACUAUUACUACUACUACUACUACUACUACUACUACUACUACUACUACUACUACUACUAUUGCUAAUACUGUUACAUUAUAA